This is a messenger RNA of Candidula unifasciata, 1323 nucleotides long. NCBI's taxonomy places the organism in Eukaryota, Metazoa, Mollusca, Gastropoda, Stylommatophora, Geomitridae. The record is from the annotation of a GenBank genome assembly.
AUGGGCGCCCUGGAUCCUUAUUUGGUCCGCAAUCGCAUCAACAUGGAAGGCAAGAUGGGCGACACCAUUGACAAGGACUACCUGAAGUGUCAGUUCUGCGAAAGAACUUUCCGACGACAGAAGAAUCUGGAGAACCAUGUGGAAAACACUCACCAGGGGAAGGGACCGCUGAAGCCUCGACGGGACACAACCGACAUGUACUUCAAAUGUUCGCACUGUCCCUACACCACCAAACACCAGAGCAACCUCUACGUGCAUCUGAGAAUUCAUACAGGUGAGAGGCCAUACAUCUGUGGAGCAUGCGGAGUUCAGUACAGCCAAAGCCACAGCCUCAAGAGCCAUAUCAUCAAUAAACACGAAGGCAUUAUGUCAUACUACAUAAAGGAAAAACGAACUCGAUCUCCUCGAGGUAUGGGCUACCUGUCCGCCCAGGUCAUGCAUGACAACAACAUCUUCAAGCUGCCGGGACCCAUGAUGGGCUCGCCCAUGCACCACACCAACCUGGACAUCGUCAACAAAGCAUUGAGUUUGCGACAUCUGAGACUGCCAAGCACCAGCAACACUUUAAGCAGCAACAGCAUUUUUCACCACCUGGUGUUGAUGGCAGUAGUCCCAGAGCAUGGAACCCCCACUCCAAACAACACCUUGUUUAAUCCAUCAGGCGUAGGUCAUCACCCACCUUUCUUCAUGAACAGCCAUUCUCUAAUGUUUGGGGAGCUUCCUCAUCACCUUCGUAACCCCAGUCACAUUGGAAAUGGGCACCACCCUUCAGCACCUCAUCCAUUCCUUCAUGGAUUUCCCCAUUUUCCACCAAAUGGCUCCAUGGGUUUUCACGGAACUGCUAACUUGUCACCUCUUUCGGGUCUUUCACCCAAUUCCUCACCUGCCUCUUCAACUCCAAACUCCCACCACACACUUCCACCACACCUACAGCUUCCUGGCUCCCUUUCCAACCUGACACCAUCUCCUAUCCCACUCUUGCAGCAGCAGCAAAUUAAGAAAGAACCCCAGGCACUCCCAACAACUCCAGUGUCAUCCAAGCCCCGAGGCCAACUUGAUGAAGCCAUUGACCUCAGAAAGAAGUCUCCACCCUUGGACACCAAAGAACAGCAUGCACAUGAUCUCCACUCAUGUGGAGGCAAAGAAAACUGUGCCCAUGCUGCCAAGCUGAAGUAUUUACGCCUGAAUGUUGUACGAAUGUUGGGCAUUUUAGUACCCAAUUUAAACUUUGCAGAGAAAGGUAUCAGUGCGGAGUCUGAGUCUGUCGAUGAGCUUCUGCAGGAUGUUAUAGAAAGCAACACUCAUGAUGACGACAUAGACUGA